AUGUCUAAAGGCGGCAGAGGCGCUUCGACGCUGGUACCCGCUGCCGCCGCCGUCACAGCCAUCUCCGUGGACGCGAUGGUGACACCCGCACGCGCACAUAAACAAACUCCUGUCUUCCUUGAUCUCCAUUUCUUAUUCACUAUUUUUUCCUCGCCUCGCCUCCUUCCUCCUCCACCCAACGCCGCACUUGCUGCUUCGUCGAGUCGAGCCAGGAACACCCCCUCCAAAACAGGAACGUGGUGGGGCCAACACCUCCCCUUUUCCACCAUUUUCCCCUGGAACUGGCAGGCGUGGGCGCGAGGAUCAGGGUACGUACUUCUUCAAGGGCACGAACGGUCAAACAAGGCCAAUGUCUGGAGACGCUACGCCGUCGAUCCUGUCGUGCCUGUCCCCUUAAUACCCACCGCUAGCGCCGGCUUCGACCCUGUCAUUUCGACUAAAUCUGUAACGUCCAAGUCCAGCGCCUCAUGGCAAAACGGACGACUCCAUCGAGCCCAAGUCGUCAAAUCAGUCUCUUUCGCCCUCCCAGGAUCCACUCUGCCACUCGCCGCGUCGUCCGCAUCGUCGGCUCUUGUCCGCAUCACUUCGUACUCACCAUUCCCGUCACCCGCCGAGUCUCGUCCUGUCGCGUCUGGAUUGUUGCGUCUUGGCCCUAGCCUGCCUGGUCCGCAUGGGUCGUCUACACCAACAGGUCGUCUGCUCCACGCCACACACGUGCGCGAUUCUCGAGGAAACCCUGGAUAUGCCUGGAUGCCAUAUGCCGGAUGUCGGAUGUCCCUUCACUCGACCCGCCCAUCUAGCUCUUUCUGCAACGCGCCCCCCCCCCCUCCUGGUCAGUCUCUUUCUGAACUCUUUCCCGUCAUCGACUGGGCCGGCCUACUCUGCACUCCGGGAUUGAAGCUCUUCAACAUCAUUGACGAUGCCCGCCGCUGCCACCCCUACUACCGAUCUGUCUGCCAUCUACAUCGUAUCGUUUGCCGCCCCCUCUUCCUGGGCAUCCCUAACCUCUAUGCAUCUUUCCACGAGGUGCCCUCCGAUACGCACGCACAAACUGUCAGAAAGUCAACCUUAACCAUGAGCAUCCAUGUAAACCUGCCUUGGGUUCACGAGCCCCAAGGCACACGAGGCACGAGGCCACUCUAA
Messenger RNA from Colletotrichum higginsianum IMI 349063, 1143 nucleotides. RefSeq lists its product as uncharacterized. Lineage: Eukaryota; Fungi; Ascomycota; Sordariomycetes; Glomerellales; Glomerellaceae. The record is from RefSeq and is a predicted model, not a curated record. The coding region runs from base 1 to 1143 and encodes 380 amino acids. The transcript is spliced from 5 exons.